CCAACUGUCCCCUUCUAACUUCACUUUUUCACCCCGGCUAUGUCUUUUUAAAGCAGGCGCAGGAGGUGUCGGGUGAGGAAGAAAAAAAACAAACAAAUCAUGGUUGUAGGUUAAUGCCGGAGCGUCUGCUUGAACCACGUAUUUAAAAGGAGAGACGAGGCACCAGAGGAACCCCGGGGAAGAGACGAGCCAAGCCGGGUCCAAGAUGCUGUUUGGCGCACUGAUAACUUUGCUGCUCACCCUGGGUGCAGGCGUGGACGGCAGUGCGGAGUGUUCUUGUGGGAGGAACCACUUCACGUGUGCAGUCAGUGCGUUUGGCGAGUGCACCUGCAUCCCGGCUCAGUGGCAGUGCGAUGGAGACAACGACUGCGGGGACCAUAGUGAUGAAGAUGGAUGCAUGCUCCCCACCUGCUCGCCGCUGGACUUCCACUGUGACAACGGCAAAUGUAUCCGCCGCUCGUGGGUGUGUGACGGAGACAACGACUGCGAGGACGACUCCGAUGAGCAGGACUGCCCUCCCAGGGAGUGCGAGGAAGAUGAGUUCCAGUGCCAAAACGGCUACUGUAUCCGUAGCCUGUGGCACUGUGACGGAGACAACGACUGCGGCGACAACAGCGACGAGCAGUGCGACAUGCGGAAAUGUUCCGACAAGGAGUUCCGCUGCACGGACGGCAGCUGCAUCGCCGAGCAUUGGUACUGUGACGGGGACACGGACUGUAAAGACGGCUCCGAUGAGGAAAACUGCCCCUCAGAUGUGAUGGCAGCCACCUGCAGCGUGGAGGAGUUCCAGUGUGCAUAUGGCCGCUGCAUCCUGGACAUCUAUCACUGUGACGGGGACGACGACUGCGGCGACUGGUCGGAUGAGUCAGACUGCUCAUCCCACCAGCCAUGCAGGUCUGUGGAGUUCAUGUGCAGCAGUGGCAUGUGCAUCAACGCAGGAUGGCGGUGUGAUGGCGAAUUCGACUGCGACGAUCAGUCCGACGAGAAGAAUUGCACUACGUCCAUGUGCACGGCAGACCAGUUUCGGUGUGGAACGGGACGCUGUGUGCGGUUGUCGUGGCGAUGCGACGGCGAAGACGACUGCUCGGACCGCAGCGAUGAAGAGGGUUGUGAGAAAUCGGAGACGUCGCCUUGCGCUCCGGACCAGUUCCAGUGUGGGAAUGGACGCUGUAUCGGUCAAAGGAAGGUGUGCAAUGAGGUCAACGACUGCGAAGACGGGACUGACGAACUCCCACAUCAUGAAUGUCGUCCACGCUCCAGCGAUGGUAACUGUAAUCAGAAUAACGGAGGUUGCUCCCAGAAGUGCCAAAUGGUCCGCGGACUGGUCCAGUGCACCUGUCACACCGGGUACCGACUGAUGGAUGACGGCAGAUCCUGCCAAGAUGUGGACGAGUGUGCCGAAGAAGGCUACUGCAGCCAAGGCUGCACCAACAUCGAAGGCGGCUUCCACUGCUGGUGUGUUCAGGGUUACGAGCUGCGGCCCGACAAGCGGAGUUGCAAGGCGCUGGGUCCAGAGCCAGUGUUGCUGUUUGCCAACCGGAUCGAUAUCCGCCAGGUUCUGCCGCACCGCUCCGAGUACACGUUACUGCUCAACAACCUCGAAAACGCCAUCGCCCUCGACUUCCAUCACAGCCUUGAGCUGGUUUUCUGGUCCGACGUGACGCUGGACCGCAUCAUGAAGGCCAACCUCAACGGGUCCAACGUGGAGGAGGUGGUCUCCACCGGCCUGGAGAGCCCAGGUGGGCUGGCCAUUGACUGGAUCCACGACAAACUGUACUGGACUGAUUCCGGGACCUCCCGCAUUGAGGUGGCCAACUUGGACGGGACCCACCGCAAAGUCCUACUGUGGCAGAACAUGGAGAAGCCCCGGGCCAUCGCGCUGCACCCGAUAGAGGGUAAGAUCUACUGGACCGACUGGGGCAACACACCUCGCAUCGAGUACGCCAACAUGGACGGCUCGAACCGGCGGGUGAUUGCAGACACACACUUGUUCUGGCCCAAUGGCCUGACCAUCGACUAUGCGGGACACCGCAUGUAUUGGGUCGACGCCAAGCACCACGUCAUCGAAAGGGCCGACCUGGACGGGCGCAAUCGCAAAGCCGUCAUCAACCAAGGUCUGCCUCACCCGUUUGCCAUCACCGUGUUUGAGGACAGCCUCUACUGGACUGACUGGCACACCAAGAGCAUCAACAGUGCCAACAAAUUCACGGGGAAGAACCAAGAGAUCAUCCGUAACAAGCUGCACUUCCCCAUGGACAUCCACACCUUGCACCCCCAGAGGCAACCUGAAGGAGGCAAGAACCGCUGCGGCGCCAACAAUGGAGGCUGUAGUCACCUGUGUCUCCCUAGCAACAAGACAUACACCUGUGCUUGUCCAACUGGCUUCAAGAAGGUGGACCACUACAACUGUGCUAACAGUCUUGACAAGUUCCUGCUUUUUGCCCGAAGGACGGACAUCCGACGAAUCAGCUUCGACACAGAGGACAUGUCCGAUGAUGUCAUCCCUCUGGCUGAUGUGCGCAACGCCGUGGCACUGGACUGGGACGCCAAGGACGGCUACAUCUACUGGACCGACGUCACCACGGACUCCAUCAACAGAGCCCUUUGGAAUGGCAGCAAACAGGAGUUGGUGGUGGACACCAGUCUGGAAAGUCCAGCAGGUUUGGCUAUCGACUGGGUGACCAACAAACUCUACUGGACGGAUGCUGGUACGGAUCGCAUCGAGGUCUCUAACGCAGAUGGGAGCAUGCGGACCGUGCUUAUAUGGGAGAACCUUGACCGGCCCAGGGACAUUGUUGUUGACCCGAUUGGAGGCUUAAUGUACUGGACCGACUGGGGCGCCAACCCGAAGAUUGAACGUGCCGGGAUGGACUCUUCCGACCGUGUCGUCAUUAUAUCUUCCAACUUGACAUGGCCCAAUGGACUUGCCAUUGACUAUGAGACUAAACGCUUGUACUGGGCAGACGCUGGCAUGAAGACGAUUGAAUACGGGAACUUUGAUGGUUCUGACAGACAGGUUUUGAUUGGCACCCAGCUGCCUCACCCCUUUGGUCUCACUGUACAUGAAGACAGGCUGUACUGGACAGACUGGCAGUCCAAGAGCAUCCAGAGCGCGAACAAGCUCACCGGUUUGGGACGGCAUACGCUGGCGGAAAAUCUGGAGAACCUCAUGGACAUUCAUAUGUUCCAGAGGCACCGUGAAACAGUCCACAACCCGUGUGCAGUGAAUAAUGGAGGCUGUAGCCACCUGUGUCUCCUGGCUCCUGCUCCCAAAGCUUACAGCUGUUCCUGUCCCACCGGGAUCAACCUUCAGGCAGACGGAAAAACCUGCACACCCGGAAUGAGCAGCUUCCUGAUCUUUGCGCGGAGGACAGACAUUAGAAUGGUUUCUCUGGACAUCCCUUACUUUGCGGACGUGGUUCUCGCCGUCAACAGUUCCAUGAAAAACACCAUCGCCGUGGGCGUCGACCCAAAAGACGGAAAGGUGUAUUGGUCUGACAGUACACUGAAGAAAAUCAGCAGAGCCAACAUCAACGGGACGGCGGACGAGGACAUCGUGUCUACAGGGUUGAUGACCACCGACGGCUUGGCGGUGGACGCCGUAGGACGAAAGAUUUACUGGACGGACACAGGCACCAACCGGAUAGAAGUUGCCAAUCUGGACGGUUCCAUGAGGAAAGUUCUCGUCUGGCAAAACCUGGACAGCCCUCGAGCCAUCGCCCUCUACAACGAGAAGGGUUUCAUGUACUGGACUGACUGGGGAGAACAUGCGAAGCUGGAACGUUCUGCGAUGGACGGGUCGGAUCGAGUAGUCCUCAUCAAUAACAACCUGGGCUGGCCUAAUGGUCUCGCUAUCGACGUGGCUGGAUCACAGCUACUGUGGGCCGAUGCUCACACUGAGCGUAUCGAGGCGGCUGAUCUUAACGGCCAAAACCGCCGGACACUCGUGACUCCAGUCCAGCACCCGUACGGCUUAACCCUCCUCGGGUCCCACAUCUACUGGACUGACUGGCAGAGCCGGAGCAUCCAGCGGGCAGACAAGAAUACCGGAACCAACACCAUUACUGUACGUGCUAACCUACCGGGUCUGAUGGACAUUCAGGCCGUGGAUAGGGAGAAACCUCUGGGAUUGAAUAAGUGUGGCAGAAAGAACGGCGGCUGCACUCACCUGUGCCUGCCUCGUCCCAACGGUACGUCCUGCGCUUGUCCCACCGGCAUCCUGCUCAAGGGCGACGGCAGAUCGUGCGACGACUCCCCAGAGGCCUUCCUCGUCUUCUCCAACCGAGUCAGCGUGCGGAGAAUCUCCUUGGACACCGACGAUCACACGGACGUGCACGUGCCCGUGCCCGAGCUUCACAACGUCAUUUCGCUGGACUACGACAGCGUGGAUGGAAAACUGUACUACACCGAUGUCACCUUGGACGUGAUAAGGCGAGCAAACCUGGAUGGCACAGGCAUGGAGACCGUAAUCAGCCAGGGUCUAAAGACCACAGAUGGGCUGGCUGUGGACUGGGUGGCCAGGAACAUGUACUGGACCGACACCGGCCGAAACACCAUCGAGGUGGCUCGUCUUGAUGGAACAGGUCGCAAAAUCCUGGUCAACAACAGUUUGGACGAACCCAGAGCCAUUGCUGUGUUCCCCAGCAAAGGAUUUCUGUUCUGGACCGAUUGGGGUCAUAUCGCAAAAAUCGAGCGGUCUCACCUGGAUGGUACAGACCGGAAAGUUCUGAUCAACACUGACCUGGGCUGGCCUAAUGGACUCACAUUAGACUAUGACACGAGGAGGAUCUUUUGGGUGGACGCCCACUUGGACAGGAUCGAGAGCUCGGACCUGAGCGGGAAGCUGCGACAGAUCCUGGUCAGCCCAGUGUCCCACCCCUUCGCCCUGACCCAGCAAGACCGCUGGAUCUACUGGACUGAUUGGCAGACUAAGUCCAUCCAGCGGGUGGACAAGCACAAUGGCCGGAACAAGGAGACGGUGCUGGCCAAUGUUGAGGGCCUCAUGGACAUUAUUGUGGUGUCACCUAACAGGCAGACAGGCACUAAUCUCUGUGGGGUGAACAAUGGAGGCUGCACUCACCUGUGCUUUGCCAAGACCAACAGUUUUGUCUGCGCGUGUCCUGAUGAACCAGACGGGCGUCCCUGCUCCACCAUUGCAGGCUACAUCCCGACUUCUCCCGCCAGAGAAGCCAGCAGCACACCAGUUCCCAAUAAAAUCCCCAAAGCUCCAACUGAACCCUCUCAAAGAGGACCGUCAGUGGUCAACUGCACUGACAAGAACCUCAAUGUCGAAGGGUGUUUACAGAGCAACGUGGUGACAGCUCCACAUGGAGAAGGACUUCACAUCAGCUAUGUGAUAGGCGGAGUUUUGACCAUGCUGGCUAUUCUCAUCCUCAUUGCUGCUUUGAUUAUUUAUCGACAUAAAAAGUCCAAGUUUGCCGACCCAGGAGUCAGCAACCUGACCUACAGUAACCCUUCGUACCGCACGUCCACGCAAGAGGUCAAGAUCGAGGCGUCUCAGAAGCCUCCGAUAUACAAUCAGCUGCGAUACAAGAAGGAGGGCGGCGUGGACGGCGGCUACACCAAGGAGAAGAUCCGCAUCGUGGAGGGCGUGUGCCUCCUGUCCACCGAGGAGCUUUACUGGGACGACCUGAAGCAGAUUAAGCCGUCCCGGGGGGGCCUGCACGCCUGCAUGCGCACCGACACCGUCUCCCUGCAGGCCAGCAGCGCCUCGCUGGACGACGGCGAGACCGAGCAGCUCCUGCAGGAGGAGGCGUCGGAGUGCUCCUCCAUAACCACGCUCGCCCCUUCCGCCGUCACCCCGCAGCGCCACCACGCCCACCACGGCCUGCCCGACACCGGCUGGGCGUCCAUGCGCAAACCCUCCACCGAGAGCGAAGUGUGAGGACCGUCUUCGCCGAAACACACGCGCCUGUAUGUAUUUAUAGCUGCUGCAAGACGGGAUGCUCGCGCAGAUUCCCCCAUUUAGAGUCGGCGUAGGCAACUCGUUCUAAAAAGUGGGGCUCCGUCCUACUUCGUCGCAUACACAUCCCCCCUUAGUCUGCGCUCAAACCAUCAACUCAUUAGCAUGCUGGAAUAAGCGAGCGAAGGACCCCCGGGAGGAAGUGACCAGAGACACAAACGCUAAAGGAAGCGGACUCAUUUUCUCUCUCGCCGUGUCACUUUUUAUGCAAGCUUCUUUCCUCCCGGGGAAAACGACUUCUUCCACGCCCUAAAAACCACUCAUCUCUUUACAAAAACUCUAUUUAUGAACUUUUUUUGUGUGUGUGUGUGUGUUUUUUUUUUUUUCUUUUGUACUGGCUUUUAGACGGCGUCGUGUCGAGUUUUGUGCAGCAGUCGUGUUUAUGACGGCGCCAAAGGGGCGGGGCUUCCUGAAAGCAAACUUUUAGCUCCGGUUUUUACACGUUCAUUGUCGCAAACGCCGCCUGGAAGAUUGUAUCGUUCAAACCAGUGGCUUUCAAAUAUUUUCUUUCACCUCAGAAAACACGUGGCUCGCCAAGCACCGACAUGCAGUAGCUUAGUAGGCAUAAGUAUUCAUCAGGAAAGAGGCGGGGGUUAUAUUUGCGAUUAUAUUCGAUAUUUCAGGCCACUGACAUUACACAUAGCAAGAUAAAACACUGUACUUUCAUGAAGUGAUUCUUUUGGCGUACCACUAGAUCAAACUCAAGGCCCCAGGGGGCCAGAUCUGGUCCCCCUCAUCCUUUCGUAUGGCCCGUGAACGCCUGGAAAUGACACGCAUCAAUAAAGUAAGUUCCUUAUAUUUUUUCAGUAAAAGGUAUUUUUUUCUCUCCAUUUUGACAGAAAAAAUUACCGCAUGAAAUUGCGUAACUUUUUAAAUUUUAAUGGUAUCUAAUAUUGCAACAUAUUUACUUCUUGGUCAACAUAAUAAAUAAAUUCGCUUGACUUAGUAAGAUAUCCGUCAAAUUGUACAAUGUAAAAUGGUCAAAAUGAUGGUGUUUUUUUUACAGCUUAUUACUGUAAAUAGAAAAAGCUAACAGUUUUUUUCUGGUAAAAUUAUGUCGACUGAGGUGCCAGUUUUUUUUACCGUUAAAUCCGUGGUGGUUGGUUUUGCGAUGGUUUUUUGUUUUACGAUACCAUUUUUUUUUUACGUUAAAAACAGGCAGCUCAGUUGCCACAAUUAAAAAAAAAAAUUAAAAUACAAAAAAAAAAAAAA
Entelurus aequoreus (snake pipefish) is the source of this 7195-nucleotide messenger RNA. Its product is annotated as low-density lipoprotein receptor-related protein 4-like. NCBI's taxonomy places the organism in Eukaryota, Metazoa, Chordata, Actinopteri, Syngnathiformes, Syngnathidae. The coding region runs from base 206 to 5905 and encodes 1899 amino acids. Gene Ontology annotation, molecular function: protein binding; calcium ion binding. The record is from RefSeq and is a predicted model, not a curated record. The transcript has 38 exons.